GUCGACCUCGACGCGUGCGAGCGUCGGUACCUCCUCGUCGGUGGAAUCGACGGCAGCGUGCGCGCGUACGACACCGAAGCCGCGAAUCGCGCGGGCGCGAGCGGGACGGCGAGCGGGACGGCGAGCGGGGCGGCGGCGACGAGCGAGGAGAUCGGACACACCUACGCGACCUCGUGCGUGCGAUGGUUGCCGAGUGAUACGGGGAUGUUUUUCUCUGGGUCGUACGACAAGACGGUGAAGUGUUGGGAUGCGAAUAGCUUGCGCUCGGCGUGCGACGUCGAGCUGCCGACGAAGUGUCGAACGUUGGCGCUGAGCGACGCGGCGACGACGCACUCGCUCGUCGCGAUUGGUUCGGACGAUAACGUCGUGCGAUUGUGGGAUCCGGCGUCGAAUGCGAUCGCGCACACGCUUUCGGGGCAUCGUGGAAGCGUGCACGCGAUCGAGUGGUUACGAUCGAACGAGCACGCGUUGGCCACGGGCGGCGCCGAGGGCGACGUUCGGUUGUGGGAUAUUCGAAGCGCGGGGGCGUACAUGAUUUUGGACAGGCACAAUACACAACCUAGCGCGCGUGUGGACGCCAUCAAGGAUGCGAUGUACGCCGGCGCGAGCACGAGCGGAACUAUUGAGGCUGGGCCGAAACCGGCGUCCAGAAAGAUGGCGGAUUCCAGCGCGAGAGGUCGCGACGAACGCGAUGACGCCUCGCGAUCGCGUCUGUUCCCCGCGGGUGACGGUUACUCGUCUAUUCCCGCUCCCGCGCACGACGGACAAGUGAGCGGCUUGAGAACCACGCCGUGCGGGAUGUUCAUAGUUUCCACCGGCGCCGACGGUCGCAUUCGUCGCUGGGAUUUAUCCAAUGGAUUGAACACGUACACGCCGUACGACUCCGCCGGUGCCGCGCCGACGGCGAGCGCGUGCCAAAUCGCAAUCACGGCCGACGGCGAGCGUCUGUACGUCCCUUGCACCGACACACGCGUGCGCGUCUAUCGCACGCACACCGGCACCCUCGACGCAGAGCUCAAAGGCCAUCUCGACGACGUCGUCGCGUGCGCCUACAAGGAUGGCGGCGACGCCAAACUCUUCACCUGCGGCAAAGACGCCAACGUCCUCGUCUGGGCCCCC
Messenger RNA from Ostreococcus lucimarinus CCE9901, 1119 nucleotides. RefSeq lists its product with no specific name. The record is from RefSeq and is a predicted model, not a curated record. Gene Ontology annotation, cellular component: Cul4A-RING E3 ubiquitin ligase complex; nucleotide-excision repair complex. Gene Ontology annotation, molecular function: protein binding. The transcript is spliced from 3 exons. Gene Ontology annotation, biological process: protein polyubiquitination; transcription-coupled nucleotide-excision repair; proteasome-mediated ubiquitin-dependent protein catabolic process. Lineage: Eukaryota; Viridiplantae; Chlorophyta; Mamiellophyceae; Mamiellales; Bathycoccaceae. The annotation marks the transcript as partial.